UAACUAUAUAAUAUAUAUUCUAGUUCAAUUGUUAAUUUCUUGAAGAGGGAAAGUAAAGAAUUGGAAAAAUGGCUCCAAAACGCAAGGUGGUAUCGGUGAAGAAGAAGGUUGUAAAAGAGACAGUUCAAGUUGCUGUGGUUGAAACAAAUUACAGUAACCAAAAGGAGGCAGAAUUAUUAGAAGAUAUCACAACUACUACUACUACUACUACUACAACAGCUGUUGAAGAAGAUCAAGAGGAAGAGCAUUUAGUCAGGACUAUUCCUGUUGAAGAUAUUGAUAUUCAAGCUCAUCAUGAAAAAGAAACUACUAAAGAAGAUCAAGAAACGACACCAGCAAAACCGGCAGCUGUUCAAGAAGAGCCGCCCAAGGAAACCACUAUUUCCCCAAGUGCUGCUGCUACUACAACUACUGGUGAUCGUGAUCAUCAUGAUACGGAGAAACAGAAGGAAAGUAAUACUACUACGACGUCCAAGUACGAAUCGGCGGCGGAAGAAGAAGAAACUGAGGCCGGCGACGACGGCGAGACGGAGGAGACGAAGGAGAAGAAGGCGAAGGCGACGACGAAGAGGAGGAAGAGGAGGUCCAAAUCGAGAUUGGAUCAGGUGCAGGGAGGGACAGGAAGGGAGGAGUACAAGAGGUAUGUGCAUAAGGUAUUAAAGCAGGUGCACCCGGGGAUGGCGAUUUCAGCGAAGGCGAUGACUGUGGUCAACAACAUGAUGAUCGACAUGUUCGAGCGCCUCGCCGAGGAGGCGGCGCGGCUGUCGGCCUACUCGGGCCGGGCCACGAUGUCGUCGCGGGAGAUUCAGGGGGCGGUCCGGCUGGUCUUGCCGGGGGACCUUGGGAAGCACGCCAUUGCUGAGGGCUCUAAGGCCGUCACCAAUUACAUGUCCUCCAAUGAUCACGCAGCCAAGUAGGAAGGCUAAUUAAGACGUCCUUAGCUAGCUACUCUUUGUAGAACACAUGAGUUGGUGUUCUGGUUACUGGUAAGGUACUUAGGUUGCUUUUUUCUUUUCUGGUUUUUUUUUUUUUUUUUUUUUGAAUAACUGGUUCUUUGUUGU
Molecule: messenger RNA, 1061 nt
Organism: Morus notabilis
Lineage: Eukaryota; Viridiplantae; Streptophyta; Magnoliopsida; Rosales; Moraceae
Product: histone H2B
Exons: 2
Coding region: 69-917 (282 amino acids)
Biological process (GO): nucleosome assembly
Cellular component (GO): nucleosome
Molecular function (GO): protein heterodimerization activity; DNA binding; structural constituent of chromatin
Source: RefSeq, a predicted model, not a curated record